Messenger RNA from Mesocestoides corti, 1539 nucleotides. NCBI's taxonomy places the organism in Eukaryota, Metazoa, Platyhelminthes, Cestoda, Cyclophyllidea, Mesocestoididae. The record is from the annotation of a GenBank genome assembly.
GGUGAAUUUUUUAGAACACACUUCGCCAACGCAAUGGUUAAUUUUCGCUACAUAUUUGCAACGGCUGUCAUCGUUUUUGGAUCAUCUUUCCAAUUUGGCUUUCAGACUGGCGUCAUAAAUAGUCCCCUCCCUCUAAUCGAGAUUUUCAUCUCAAAUGUCACUAAAAGUAGAACUGGUCAUUCCGAUCAAAAAUUCGUUACUGCAAUGAGCAGUCUCAUUGUUGCCGGAUUUCCUGUCGGAGGAGUUUUUGGCGCCAUAUUCGGUGGUUCAGUCUCAAACAAAAUGGGACGGAAACUGGCUCUUUUUAUUUUCAAUGUACCCAUGGUUAUUGGAUCCCUUCUCAUGAUGGCAAGUCAAGCAGCUUUUACCUUUGAGAUGAUUAUAGUGGGAAGAGUGCUUGUUGGAUUUGCCUGCGGUGCUUUUACUGGUAUUGCCCCUGUAUAUCUUGCUGAGAUUGCUCCAAUAAGCAUCCGUGGUGUGUCAGGCAUUAUGCACCAGCUGGCCGUUGUUAGCGCCAUUCUCAUAUCCCAGAUUCUUGGGUUACGAGAGUUAAUGGGAACAUCUAACCUCUGGCCAUAUCUUCUUGGUUUGACACUCAUACCGUCUGUUGUCUUAUUGCUCUUCUUGUGGGUUUGCCCAGACAGUCCUCGUUAUAUCUUACUGAAUAGUCAGGAUACGGAGAGUGCUAAAUCCGCUCUUCGUUGGUACCGAAGUAACCCUGAUAAUAUUGACGCGGAAAUUGAAGAACUCUUGGCAGAACAGAAGAAUCGAGGUGAAAAUUGUGCUGUAAAUUCCCCACUUUUCUUUAAGUCCAAAUAUAAAUUUGCAUUGAAAGACCUAUUUCACGUCAAGGCUUUGAGGUUGGCUCUCUUCGUUGCAGUUGUUGCCCACUUGGCCCAGCAGUUUUCAGGAAUCAAUGCUGCCUUAUUUUACUCGACGUCAUUGUUUGAGUCCAUCGGACUUGGGUCGCAAUCAGCAUACGCAACUUUAGGUGUUGGAGGGAUGAUGGUCGUAAUUACUGUGGUCUCCAUUUUUCUCAUUGAACGUACGGGUCGGAGAAUCCUUCUCCUGGCGGGUCUCAGCGUGAUGCUGGCGAGCGCCGUAGUCAUCACCAUCGCCUUGGCCCUGCGAGAUCGCGCCUCAGGCCUAGUUUUUUUGGCUCUAACUUUCAUCUACAUUUUUGUAGGUGGUUUUGCAAUUGGGCCGGGUUCAAUUCCGUGGUUUUUGGUUGGUGAAAUGUUUGUGCAGGAGACUCGCGACCCGGCUACCGUGUUAACCGUUAUCGUCAACUGGGUCGCUCAAAUUAUUAUCAGUUUAGGAUACCCGCCACUUUUGACUUAUCUGGGGAACUUCUCGUUUGUACCCUUUAUUGGUCUACUGGCUGUCUUCAUCGGUCUGCUCUACUCUUACCUGCCUGAAACAAGAGGCCGCACCCCUCGUGACAUCCAGGAUGAAUUUAUUCAGGUGACUGGUGGCAAAGCGGAUGACGCAACUCUUGGGUCCUAUACUCGAUCGUUCAAUAGUGAUAGUGUUUUGUAA